AUGGAACCGGUUGGAUUGGAAACUUGGAACAACGGAAGCUUCAACUACAACGAAUUCGCCAACCUCACGUUCAACGACACGUUUGCGUGGAUGAGCAGAGGCGCGCAGGCCUGCCUGACGCUGCUCUACUCACUAACGGUCAUCGCGUCCGUAUUCGGCAACGUGUCCGUCAUCAUCGUGUUCAGCUGCGGCAAGCUGUGCCGCAGCACGCUGGCGAUCUUCCUCAUUAACCUGGCGCUGUCGGACAUCGUCAUGGCUGCCUUCUGCAUGCCGUUCACGUUCAGCAAGAUGAUGCUGCACGCGUGGAUAUACCCGUCGGCGUUCUGUCCGAUCGUGCUCUUCCUGCAGACGGUGUCGGUGAGCUCGAGCAUCUACACGCUGCUAGCGAUCGGGGUCGACAGAUUUCUCGCCAUCAAGUGGCCGCUGCACUCACGCUUCACGAGGUAA
Priapulus caudatus is the source of this 447-nucleotide messenger RNA. Its product is annotated as galanin receptor type 2-like. NCBI's taxonomy places the organism in Eukaryota, Metazoa, Priapulida, Priapulimorpha, Priapulimorphida, Priapulidae. The coding region runs from base 1 to 447 and encodes 148 amino acids. Gene Ontology annotation, cellular component: membrane. The transcript has a single exon. Gene Ontology annotation, biological process: neuropeptide signaling pathway. Gene Ontology annotation, molecular function: neuropeptide receptor activity. The record is from RefSeq and is a predicted model, not a curated record.